AUGUUUCACCCCCUUGUGAUUUUGUUACUUUCGAGCAAUCUGUAUCUGGUCCAGUCUGAGCAGAGUUUUUACAAGCACAACGAAUUUGAAGAAGGCUAUUUUCAAACGGAGCGUGAGUAUCACUACAGCUACGAUGGACAGUACUCAACAGGCCUACCGGAGCAAUCUGCGCAUUUCGGUUCAACACGUUUUCACGCAAACCUCACGCUGCAGUUCAUUUCGCACGCUUCUGCUUUACUAAAAUUGAACAACAUUCGAUUUGGACUAGCUAAUGGAAUUCUCGCAGAUCACCGUGAGCUACAUGCGCAAGAGCAGUUCGAAACGAAAGAGUUCGACGACGAAUAUAACGAGAUAUUCAAGCUCCCGGUCCGUUUUGAUUACAUCGAUGGCCUCGUAUCAAAAGUGAGCUUCGACAGCAAAGACAGGCCAUGGUUCAAGAAUUUCAAGCGCGGGGUCCUGAAUAUUUUGCAGAUCAACAUGAAAAAGAAACACAGAAUUGAGGAAGAGAAAAAACUGCGGCUGGAGGAGGGAUACGAAUGCGACCCAUGCAAACGCCGUCUGUACGAAUACAAAGACUUUUUCACAUCGCAAGAGGUAAUCGCUACUUUGUUCAAAUUUACAAUUUCUUGCCCACUUAGCUGCGAAAAUACCCAUUCUUCCAAAUAG
Molecule: messenger RNA, 666 nt
Organism: Gongylonema pulchrum
Lineage: Eukaryota; Metazoa; Nematoda; Chromadorea; Rhabditida; Gongylonematidae
Source: the annotation of a GenBank genome assembly